Messenger RNA from Maniola jurtina (meadow brown), 1946 nucleotides. Its product is annotated as CD63 antigen-like. The record is from RefSeq and is a predicted model, not a curated record. The transcript is spliced from 5 exons. Gene Ontology annotation, cellular component: membrane. The coding region runs from base 162 to 1031 and encodes 289 amino acids. Lineage: Eukaryota; Metazoa; Arthropoda; Insecta; Lepidoptera; Nymphalidae.
GUUAUUUUUCAUGCUACAGUCAUGCAAGUACCGUCGACGCGUUGCCUUAUCACUCGUUGAUAACUACCUGAAAGUAGCCUCGGUUCAGUGUAUUGUUACCUGUCUCUGUGAAAAGGUGUUCAAAUAGUUUUAAUAUAGUUUAAAUUUCCUAGUGCUUUAAAAUGGCGCAAAAUAAUCUAGAAGUUGGCAUGCGGUGCAUAAAAUAUAUGCUGCUAUGUGUUACAGCCAUGUUUGUGUUAACAUCGGCGCUAAUAAUCUCAGUGGGCACGACGAUAUACGCGAUCUACUACGAUGUGUCGUUCUUCCUCGACUCGCAGCUGUUCUCGCCGGCCACCUUCAUCAUCGUCAUCGGAGUCAUCAUGCUGUUCGUGUCGCUCUUCGGGUGCAUCGGCGCGUUGAAGGAGAGCACCUGCUUGGUCAACAUUUUCGCAGUGGUCCUAAGUCUGGUGCUAGUACUGGAGAUUUCGGCGGCCAUUGCUGCGUACGUCUUGCGCGCCCAAGUGGCGGACAUGCUGGACCAGAACCUACGCGAGACCCUGCCCUCAUACUACACGAACCCUGAGGUCGAAGACGGCUUUGACUUCAUCCAGUCAAGACUCAACUGUUGCGGAGUAGACAGUUACUUGGACUGGGGAGACGUCCCAUCUGACGGACAUUCCGGCAUUGCAGUCUCCAACAUCACAGUACCGUACUCUUGCUGCGCGCAGACCCGCUACGAGAUCGUCGGGGAAACCGAGGUCCAGGAGUGCUUGAAGCUGUACGCCAACGGAUGCCUUCCGAGGAUCACUUACUUGAUCUACCAGAGCGCGGGGCUUAUUGGUGCUGGUGCUAUGACUAUUGCAUUCAUACAGAUAAUCGGCAUAGUGUUUUCAUUCUCGCUGGCCAGUGCCAUUCGAAAGGCGAAGAAUGAGCGCGAGCGCAGGCGGUGGGAGAUCCAGGAGCGCAUGAUCAACGCUUACACCUCUCUUAACCCUGAGAAAGAGCAAAAGCCAGUUGUCUACGUCCCCUUCCAAGGACAAGCUACCGCUUAAAGCCUGGAAUCACUGUGAUUUAAUACAAUUCGAUUUUUGUUAGUGGCAAUAAAUUUAUAUGACCGUUGGUAUUAACAUGCUCACGAAUCACAUGUACAUCCACAAACACAUGAGCAGCAUUUAUCUUCACGAUAGUUUCGUCUUCUAUAUCAAUUGUUGCAACGCUGGCCAUACAUGAUUAAUCAAUCAAUCAUUUAUUUGCUGUAAUAAUUUAGUUAGAAAGUAUCACAACAUUUGCCAUGCAAUGGUGUUGCAAAUAUAUUUUACCUAAUAGUAAAUGGUAAAUACAAAGUUCAUUACAUUGUCGACUAUUAAUACUACUAAUAAUAUUAUUUUAAUGUUGAUAAUGCGGAAUUGAAGCGUCAUUCAACCAGUAGGUAAACUUGACGGUGUAAUCGGUUAAAAUUAGACGUCUAUUUAACUACGUUGCACGCUUGAUCGUGUAUGUUAAGUGAAAGUUAAGUUUUUCCAUUCAUAUACAAAAUAUUGUACCUAUCCUGUGUUGUGAACAAAAGUUGCAGUAAGUAAUAAUUAUUUGUAAAUUAAGGAUAGAAAAUAAUUGAACCAAAUCAUGUGUAGGUAGGUAUUUAUUGUUUUUAAGCUUUCAAUUUCAUAUAAAUAUAUAUUAUAAUAAUCGGAAAUAUAAAAAUAUAAUUUCUUAUCUACAUAAAGACUAAAUAUUUGGACAUUUAGAUAAAUGGAGUCAUAUAUAGUUCGCGACAGGUCGACAUGGCAAUCAUUGCCGAGUCGACCUGUUGCGUACUAUGGGUAUAUAGUUAUCGCAAGGUUGGUUUAAUAAUAAUAAUAUUAGGUACCUAAUCAUAAGAGUUUAGGAUCAAUGUUUGUUAAAAUUUUUAAAAAUGUCACAAAACGUAUUAUACCUAUAGUUACCAUUAAUAAACUAAAUAUAAUUUA